Paramecium pentaurelia is the source of this 268-nucleotide messenger RNA. NCBI's taxonomy places the organism in Eukaryota, Ciliophora, Oligohymenophorea, Peniculida, Parameciidae. The record is from the annotation of a GenBank genome assembly.
AUGUUAUUAAGAGAUAGAUAUAGGAUAUACCCAGAUAUAAUUUCUUAAUUUAAAUUUAUUCUUGUCUUUAAUAUAAUAAUUUAUAAGUUAGAAUAUGAUAUUCCAACUUGCUUUGAUUAUGUAGAGGUUUCUUAGGCCUUUUUAGAAUCAUUAUAAUAGUAUAUUCAUUUUUAAUAAAUUUGCUAAAAUGAAGCUGCUAAAUGGUGUUAGAAAGAAAAGAAAAAGAUGGAAAAAGAAGUACUUAUUUUAAAUAAUUAUCAAGGAUUGA